Salvia splendens (bonfire salvia) is the source of this 1300-nucleotide messenger RNA. Its product is annotated as cyclin-D3-3. The transcript has 4 exons. Lineage: Eukaryota; Viridiplantae; Streptophyta; Magnoliopsida; Lamiales; Lamiaceae. The record is from RefSeq and is a predicted model, not a curated record. Bases 201 to 1145 code for a protein of 314 amino acids.
UUCCAGGGCUCCAAACUACUUGCUCUAUUUUCGUUUAUAUAAAUUCGCACACAACAGCUGCAAAACCACUGAGCAAACAAUCACUCAUUAAUCCAUUUCACUCUUUCUCUCUCACUCAUGGCUGCAAGCUUAUCUCUAGGCUUCUCUUUCUCAUCAUCUCUGUUUGAGUAGAGAAUGAGUAAUCUUCUUCUCGGAAGAAGAUGCCUUCUCAUCAUCAACUAACCCCUCAAAUCGCCCUCUACUGCGAUGAGGAGGAAUACUAUUGGGACUCCCACUCCGAUAACAAUAACACCAUCUCUAAUUACUUUAAUACCCCUCACGUUAACUACGAGGACGAGCUCGCCUCUCUACUGCACAAAGAGCAGGAACACCAACCGCUCCUAAAAAUCCGCUGCGCCGCGUCUGCGAGAGCCGAGGCGGUUGACUGGAUCCUUACAGUUGUUCGCUACUAUUCCUUCUCCGCGCUCACUGCGGUGCUUGCGGUUAACUAUUUCGAUCGAUUUCAAAAUAGCUCUGAAUCUCGUGUAGAGAAGCCAUGGAUGGCUCAAUUAACUGCUGUUGCUUGCAUUUCCUUGGCUGCCAAAGUGGAGGAGACUCACGUUCCUCUGCUCCUCGAUCUCCAAGUGGUAGAAAAGAUCGAUUACGUUUUCGAAUCGAAAACGAUUCAGAGAAUGGAGAUUUUAGUCCUUUCCACUCUCGAUUGGAAGAUGAAUCCGGUUACUCCAGUUUCGUUUCUCGACUGCAUCGCCAGAAAGUUAGGGCUCUUCAGCGAGAUCUCCAGGGACUUUCUUAGGAGAUGCCAUUGCCUUCUUCUCUCUCUACUUUCUGACUGUAGAUUCAUGAGGUAUUCCUCGUCUGCAUUGGCGACCGCCACAAUGCUGUAUGUAAUCAGCAGCGUCGAGCCAACAAUCGGCGUCGAUUAUCACGAUCAGCUCGUCGGAAUUCUCGGAAUCGACAAGGAUAAGGUGGAGAAUUGUUGCAAGCUGAUAGAGGAGGUGGCCACCGGCGCCGGCUCGUUAUACUCGUGUAACAAGAGGAAGCUCCCCGGAAGUCCCAAAGGGGUGGUGGACGUCUACUUCAGCUCCGACGAUUCCUCCGCCGCCUCGUCGCCGGAGCACCACACGAAGAAAUUCAAGUCCACAUAAUUAAUUAACUAAUGCAUUUUUUCCUCUCUGCAUUUAUAUUCCCUUUUUUAUUUAUCUAUUUUUAAAUAGGUGAAUUUUAAAUCGCUGUGUAGAAUAACAUUUUCUACGAAAUCUCUGAAUGCAUUUCCAGCAAAAUGACCAUCUUCAUUUUUUAA